This is a messenger RNA of Penicillium mononematosum, 1401 nucleotides long. RefSeq names its product aldehyde dehydrogenase family protein. The transcript is spliced from 4 exons. NCBI's taxonomy places the organism in Eukaryota, Fungi, Ascomycota, Eurotiomycetes, Eurotiales, Aspergillaceae. Gene Ontology annotation, molecular function: aldehyde dehydrogenase (NAD+) activity. The record is from RefSeq and is a predicted model, not a curated record. Bases 1 to 1401 code for a protein of 466 amino acids.
AUGAGUACUACAACGGCUGGUCUGGAUUUCACAAACUUUCACAACAUCAUCAAUGGAGAACUGAUCUCCACUGCUGUGACUCAGAAUGGCAUUAACCCGGCCAACAAAAAGCCAAACUCCCCGGUCCCUGUUGCGAGUCACGCCGACCUUGACAAGGCUGUCACAGCGGCUCAAGUUGCCUUCGAACAGUGGUCACGAUAUCCACUCGAAGAUAGACGUAGAGCUCUCUUUGCGUACUCGGAUGCACUUAACGCCGAGAAGGAAGCGUUCACCAGUCUGCUCACAAAAGAACAAGGCAAACCUCUCUCCCAAGCGGCUGUUGAAGUCGACAUGGCGGUAGCAUGGAUCAAGGGUCUGGCGAGCUUGGAGCUGCCCGAGGUCGUGCUUGAAGAUACACCUGAACGAAAGAUUGUUCAGCGAUUCACUCCGAUCGGUGUGUCGGCCGCAAUUGUACCGUGGAACUUUCCAGUGCUCCUGGCUAUUGGGAAAAUUGUAUCGGCACUGAUCACCGGUAACAGUAUUAUUGUUAAGCCGUCUCCUUUUACUCCAUAUACGGCCCUCAAAUUAGCUGAAUUGGCAAUCCCCUUCUUCCCUAAGGGUCUUUUCCAAGCUCUCAGCGGGGAUGACCAACUCGGCCCCUGGAUUACUAUGCACCCGGGAAUCCGAAAGAUCAGCUUCACCGGCUCGACAUUGACGGGGAAACGAGUUAGUGCCGCGUGUGCCCAGAAUCUCAAGCGAUGUACCCUCGAGCUAGGAGGCAACGAUGCCGCUAUCGUAUGCGAAGAUGUGGAUCUUGACGCCUUGAUUCCGAAGAUCGCCCCACUCUGUUUUCUGAACUCUAGUCAGGUGUGCAUGAUGAUUAAACGCGUCUAUGUGCAUGAGAGUAUCUAUGAGUUAUUCCGAGACAGACUUGUCGCCCAUGUCAAAACUCUGCCAGUCGGCGACGGAGCCCAGCCAGAUGUGUUUUUCGGGCCGCUUCAGAAUGAGAUGCAAUACCACAAAGCUUUGGAUUUGCUCAACUCCAUCUCUACGGAAGGACUUCGUCUAGCGCUCGGGGGCACAGUCAAUGAGUCGGGUGGAUACUUUAUUCAUCCGACGAUUAUCGACAACCCCCCCCGAUACCGCCCGUGUCGUCGUCGAAGAACCGAAGAGGUCAUCGCCCGCGCGAAUGCCGGUCCGACCGGCCUUGGCGGUUCGGUCUGGGGUAGAGAUCUCAACCGAGCCCAGCGUCUCGCAGCUCGCCUCGAGUGCGGCUCUAUCUGGGUAAAUUCUCACUUCGCCGUCGCGCCCCAUGUCCCAUUUGGCGGUUGCAAGGAAAGCGGGACCGGUGUUGAAUGGGGAGUGGAUGGACUUAAGGCCUACUGCAAUUCCCAGACCGUUUGGGUUUUCAAAAAUGACUGA